This is a messenger RNA of Emericellopsis cladophorae, 1407 nucleotides long. RefSeq names its product N amino acid transport system protein-like protein. Gene Ontology annotation, biological process: amino acid transmembrane transport. Gene Ontology annotation, molecular function: amino acid transmembrane transporter activity. Bases 1 to 1407 code for a protein of 468 amino acids. Lineage: Eukaryota; Fungi; Ascomycota; Sordariomycetes; Hypocreales; Bionectriaceae. The transcript is spliced from 2 exons. The record is from RefSeq and is a predicted model, not a curated record. Gene Ontology annotation, cellular component: vacuolar membrane.
AUGUUUGGCCGCGAGAAAAAGUCCGAGAAGCCUCAGCUGCCCGAGCGCGCCUCGACGGAGGACAUUUCCGUGGCGGGCGUCGCGCCCGCCCAUGGCGAUGCCAACGCCUUCUCCGAGGGCGGCAAGAACUAUCGCAACAUGGGCCGCGGCAGCACCGCCCUCGUCCUCAUCACCAACCAGGUCGGCAUGGGCAUCCUCUCCCUGCCCGCCCAGCUGCAGGUCCUCGGCAUCGUCCCCGGCGUCAUCACCAUUGUCGGCCUCGGCCUGCUCUCCACCUACACCGCCUACGAGCUGCUGCAGUUCUACCGCCGGUACCCCCACGUCGUCAACGUCGUCGACAUGGCCAAGGUCGUCGGCGGCACGCCCCUCGAGAUCGUCGUCGCCAUCGGCAUGAUGAUCAAGCUCUGCCUCUCCUGCGCCAGCGCCACCGUCACCCUCUCCGUCGCCUUCAACAGCAUCUCCGACCACGCCAUCUGCACCGUCGGCUGGAUCGGUAUCUCCGCCAUCGUCUGCUGGCUCCUCUGCCUCCCGCGCCAGUUCAAGUUCGUCGCCCACAUUGGCAUCCCCUCCACCAUCAGCAUCUUUGCCGCCAUCAUGAUCGUCAUCAUCUCUCUCGGCGUUGCCGAUCCCAAAGGCGUGCCCCCCGAGGGUUGGGAGAAGGAGGUCAAGGUGGUGGGCAACCCGACUUUCAGGGAGGGCCUCAGCUCCUGUCUGCAGAUCUGCUAUGCCUAUGCCGGUAACAUUGGCUUCGUCUCGUACAUGGCGGAGAUGAAGGACCCCUCCCGCGACUUUGUCUGGGGCCUCGCCGCUCUCCAGGCCUUCUCCAUCCCUCUGUACCUCCUGGUUGCCGUUGCCAUCUACUGCCUCUCCGGCCAGUACGUCGCCUCGCCGGCCCUCGGAUCCGCGCCGCAGAUCCCCGCCAAGAUCGCCUACGGCAUCGUCCUGCCUGCGCUGUUCGGCACCGGUCUCGUCUUUGGCCACACCGCCGUCAAGUUCCUGUACGUCGUCGGCAUGCGCGCCCUCAAGAGCACUCACCAGAUGACCGACAACUCGGCCAAGUCGUGGAGCGUCUGGGUCGGCUCCGCCACCGCCUUCUGGAUCGUCGCCUUUGUCAUCGCCAACGCCGUCCCCAUCUUUGACUCCAUCCUGUCCAUCUCGUCCGCCACCUUUAUCGCCUGGUUCACCUUUGGCAUCUCGGCCGUCUUUUGGUUCUUUCUCAACAAGGGUCGCUACUUAAGCACCCCGACUAAGAUCGCCCUCUCCGUUGUCAACGCCUUGAUCAUCUGCCAGGCCCUCUUUAUGAACGGCGCCGGUCUUUGGACGGCCAUUAAGGGCCUGCUGGAGAUCUUUAACGGGGACGGUGACAUUGACGGGUCCUUUACCUGCGCGGACAACUCCAUUUUCUAG